GUAACCAACCUAACCCUUGUGUGAAAUUAAUCCAUGUAUUGGUCAGUACUGUCAAGCUGCACCAAUUUUAGUGUAAAAACAGUACAGCCGAUUCGAUUAGAUAUUAAAUGGCUCAUUAAGAGUUAUCGAUCGGGCAAUUUAUGGUCUAACAGUCAUAAACCAGCGACUACUGUAAUUGAUGCUAUAAUUAUAACGAUUAUAAGUGGUUCAACCAUGGUGAAGCUAGGACUGGUGGUGAUUUCUGCGAUUUUCUGUCUUGUUGCCAUCGAAGCUUUGCUGGUUUCAGCUCACCGCAGGCAGGGCAAUGAUACUUCAAUUAGUCAAGAUCUCGAAGAAGUGAAGAGCAAAUGCACGCCGGGAAAGUUCUAUAAGAGAGGGUGCAAAAGAUGCUUCUGUAAUGAUAAGCAGAAACCCAUCUGUGGAAAGAUAGAAGAUUGCAAAUUGGCUAAUAAGUUCCCAACGAAGCCGAAGUUUCUCCAAGACUCUCUACCAGAGCUCUAUGAACUGCCAAUGCUGCUGCACCAGUCAUCUAACUGUACACCCGGUGUCGUUUACCGAGUCGACUGCGACGCAUGCGUCUGUCUCGCUAAUAAGAAUCUGAUGUGUAACGAUAUACUCUGCCCAAGUUACUACGAUAUUAACAGGAUAGUGGCCAAAGAAAUGUCUGGAAGUACAUGUGAAGUGGGCAUAAACAAGACCAACGAAUGCAUUUCAUGUCCCUGCAUUAAAGGCGUCCUGAAGUGUGAAGCCCUGUUCGAUUGCAUUCCAAGUGGAAGGAGGGGCCUCCAGAGUAAACCUCUAGACCUAGACGCCAAGAAAAAAAGCCCAUGUGUGAAGGGAAUGGUUUAUAAACGCGCCUGCAACCGCUGCUACUGCCAAAAGGACAACUCCCUCCGCUGCACCCUCAUGCGAUGCUUGAAGCACACCGAAGUGCAACGGCUGAAGAAACUGCGCUCGCAACUGGAAAGGGAAGGGCUUUGAACGUUUCAAAGUAAAUUGCAACGCAUUCAUGUUUAGCAGUAUUAAAAGAUUAUUAAACCAAUUAACCGUAAUGUUA
Messenger RNA from Leguminivora glycinivorella, 1057 nucleotides. RefSeq lists its product as uncharacterized. Gene Ontology annotation, molecular function: peptidase inhibitor activity. The record is from RefSeq and is a predicted model, not a curated record. NCBI's taxonomy places the organism in Eukaryota, Metazoa, Arthropoda, Insecta, Lepidoptera, Tortricidae. The transcript has 5 exons. The coding region runs from base 34 to 981 and encodes 315 amino acids.